GCCCUGCCUUACCUCGCCGACCAAACUCACCAGCACACUAGUGUUGACCGUAUUCCAUCAGCAGCUGGUUUUUGUGGUCCAUUUGUGUUGUUUUGGCUGUUGUUCCCCGACUGGACUAAUGCAGCUUAGCCACCAAGUGGAGUUUGUGUGUCUGUGACCGUGUAGCCCUCUUGUCGGGCAGGUGAAGGGUGACGCGAUGGUCCUCCACACCUCCAGGAUGUUUACUUGGCUGCUCGUCGUCUCCAUCGUCAUUGUAUUUUCCGUUUUAUAUCAGAGAAACUUGUCAGUAAACAUAAGCUGGACCACUUUUUCUGAGAAACUUAAAGUAGUUGUAGCUGAACCCUGGGUUGAGACGAUCGCCCCAAACUGGGUGAAUGAAGAAAACGCCACCGGGGGCACCGCUGUCUUAAACAGAACAUCGCACGCAGAGUGUGUGAAGCCCCUGAACGUCACAUCAUUUGGAAAUGUGACGGCGUACAUCCCCAUGCGUGUGGUCAGCCCAGAGACCCCCAUCCCCAUUCUUUUGAAGACAAACUUCUCCAAACUCCCGUCUUGGGAUUUCGAGGACGUUUAUAACCAGGAUGCUGCACUCAGAAACACUACGUGCCGACAAUCUCUGAGGAAUUCCAAGGACGAGAGCUUCAAGAAGGCUUUCCUUCCCAACAUACGUUUGUUCCUACACAAGGGCAACAUCAACAUGAGCGAGUGGAACAGGCUCUCCCAUUUCAACAACCCCUUUGGCUUCAUGGGAUUCUCUUACAAGGAUGUUAUGUCCCCGGUCAAGUUGAUUCCCGAGCCGAAGGAGCCGCUCCUCUCUCUGAAGCCGGCCGGCGACGGUUGCAUCCACUGCGCCGUGGUGGGCAACGGCGGCAUCCUCAACGGCUCCAAGAAGGGAAACGAAAUCGACUCGCACGAUUACGUCUUUCGGAUGAACGGUGCCGUCACCAAGGGCUACGAGGAAGACGUGGGGAACAAAACGUCCGUCUACGUCCACACGGCUCACUCCAUCACUGCUUCGUUGAGUUUAUUCAAGAAGUACGGGUACAAGUCGGUCCCACAUGAUGAGGGAAUUAAGUAUGUGAUGAUUCCCGAGGGCAUGAGGGACUUCCAGUGGCUCGGAGGACUCCUCAGAGGCGAGAGGGUCCCGCUUGGCCCCUUCCGAAAAAAAUGGCCGCGGACGUACUACAUGGGGCAGUUCAACGAGAGCCGCUUUUACGUCCUGCAUCAGGACUUCCUGCGAUAUGUGCGCAACAGCAGGUUCUUGAAAUCUCCGCACCUUAAUAAACGUUCCUGGGCGAUACUUCGACCAACCAACGGUGCUUUUACGCUAUUCCUGGCUCUUCAUACAUGUGACACAGUGGAUGCAUACGGCUUCAUGACGAGAGACUACACGAAGUACUCCAAUUACUAUUUCCAGAGGCAGAUCAAAACCCGCGUGACUUUCUUCGCCAAUCACGAUUACAAGCUGGAAAUGAGAACCUGGGAGAAACUGCACAACAGCACAAUCAUAUGUCUGUACCAGAGAAGUGAGAAAUAGUAUGAAAGAAAUGACGUCAGAAUGAACCGAGUGUUUGGGAGAUUUACCAUAAGUUGUAACGUUCACGGGUGGCCAUUUUAGGCACCAGUUCAAUUUAUGUCAAAAUACAUAAAAAUAAGAGGAGAGGAAGUUACUGAUGGUGGGGAGGGUUCGAUACAUGUGUUGAGAAAUCCUUCAUUUAUGAAGUUUAAUGGAUUCCCAGAAUUGUUUGUUGGACUUUGGAAUUUCCUGUCAUAAAUGUCAUUCUUUACUUAUGGAGUCGUAAAAAAAAAAAAGAAAAAAAACAUGAAUAGCAAUGCUUUGAAAUCUCUCCAGUACAGUUUUUUUUGGUGAAAUGUGUUACCACACUAAUUCAGAAAGCAUCUUUCAUUCCGAUUCCAUUUUUUUGUUCUCCAGUUAUUAUGAGUGUAGUUGGUAAGUUGAAAUUGAAUAAAUAAAAAAUAAUGGAUAAUC
Messenger RNA from Syngnathoides biaculeatus (alligator pipefish), 1990 nucleotides. RefSeq names its product alpha-N-acetylgalactosaminide alpha-2,6-sialyltransferase 1-like. The record is from RefSeq and is a predicted model, not a curated record. The coding region runs from base 197 to 1537 and encodes 446 amino acids. NCBI's taxonomy places the organism in Eukaryota, Metazoa, Chordata, Actinopteri, Syngnathiformes, Syngnathidae. Gene Ontology annotation, molecular function: sialyltransferase activity. The transcript is spliced from 10 exons.